Messenger RNA from Diceros bicornis minor, 3763 nucleotides. RefSeq names its product tripartite motif containing 2 (gene TRIM2). The record is from RefSeq and is a predicted model, not a curated record. The coding region runs from base 1028 to 3262 and encodes 744 amino acids. The transcript is spliced from 12 exons. Gene Ontology annotation, cellular component: nucleoplasm; chromatin. NCBI's taxonomy places the organism in Eukaryota, Metazoa, Chordata, Mammalia, Perissodactyla, Rhinocerotidae. Gene Ontology annotation, molecular function: zinc ion binding; protein binding; translation repressor activity. Gene Ontology annotation, biological process: positive regulation of DNA-templated transcription; negative regulation of translation; protein polyubiquitination.
AAGACUUUAACCAAACAUGUGUAUGUAUUAGUGAAAUGUACAGAAGAGAAAUACUUUCAAACAUUAAAAAACUUGCUACCAAAUCAUUUGCUAUCAUAAUUUUUUUUUCUUUCAAAACCGUGGCUGAAUUACUUCUAAUUCUGGCAAAAUUAUAAUUUCCAUUCACCUGUAGUUGCUUUUAAAAAAAAAUAUCUGUGAUGCAUCUGUGCCCCUUGAUUACUUAUAUAAGGAUUUUAGUGUAAGAGUAGAAUUUGUGGUCUGUAGUGGAGUUGGCUAUUAGGGUUCUCUGAAUAUUAUUAUUGUGUAGGUUGUCUGAAUUUAACAGAUCAGGUUUCCUCCUAGAAUUUGGAGGCUUAAAUUAGACCAGCUACUGAGGGGAAAAUGAGCCCAGUAUAGUUAUUCAAAUAGCAUCAUUGAAGGCAACAUUUAUUACUGCUUUUUGAGUGCUAGUCUUCCUACCUUCUUCUACUUUACCCUCCUCUGCCUUCAUAUUCCCAAUCGUUUCCAUUCCUCCAUUAAGUACUUUUUUUUUUUAUUCUUCUUGAAAACAUGUUACUUUAAGUAAACAUUUAUUCUCAUCCACAGCGGAAUUAAAUAAUAUGCUUCCUAUCCACCAGUGACUGAAAGGGGUUUGCUGUUACAUAGGCCCGCGUCUUUUGAAGUUCUGAUGUAGAAUAAAUUCUCUUCCACCUUCUUGCUAAUGUCGCCCAACUCCCAGAGCUUAGGGCCCUGGCUGCCCUCUGCCUUUUUUGUGGUCCCAGAAUAUUCAGCCUCUUUGUGUAGUCCCCAAGGAAAGCAAGGGAGGAGACUUGGCAGGAUGAUGGAUGUGGGGAGAGGAGACCCCACUCAUCUUGACUGUCCCAGGGUGCUGUAAGAUGAAUGUCAAUUAGCCUGACCACUUAACACCCCAUCACACAGACCCAGCCUUCAGGAACUUAGAAAAACCAAAGCAAAUCUUAAGAAUUGACUGCAAAAGCAGCAGCGUGCAGCGUCAAAGACAGUCGGCCUCCCAUGUCAGUGGUCUAGGAUGGCCAGUGAAGCCACCAACAUCCCAAGUCCUGUGGUGCGCCAGAUCGACAAGCAGUUUCUGAUUUGCAGUAUAUGCCUGGAACGGUACAAGAAUCCCAAGGUUCUCCCCUGUCUGCACACUUUCUGCGAGAGGUGCCUGCAGAACUACAUUCCCGCCCACAGUUUAACCCUCUCCUGCCCAGUGUGCCGCCAGACCUCCAUCCUGCCCGAGAAGGGGGUGGCCGCGCUCCAGAACAACUUCUUCAUCACGAACCUGAUGGAUGUGCUGCAGCGAACUCCAGGCAGCAACGUUGAGGAGUCCUCCAUCCUCGAGACGGUCACCGCAGUGGCUGCGGGAAAGCCUCUCUCUUGCCCGAACCACGAUGGGAAUGUGAUGGACUUUUACUGCCAGUCUUGUGAGACCGCCAUGUGUCGGGAGUGCACUGAGGGGGAGCACGCGGAACACCCCACAGUCCCCCUCAAGGACGUGGUGGAGCAGCACAAGGCCUCACUCCAGGUCCAGCUGGAUGCUGUCAACAAAAGGCUCCCAGAAAUAGAUUCUGCUCUUCAGUUCAUCUCAGAAAUCAUUCAUCAGUUAACCAACCAAAAAGCCAGCAUUGUGGAGGACAUCCAUUCUACCUUUGAUGAGCUCCAGAAGACGUUAAACGUGCGCAAGAGUGUGCUGCUUAUGGAACUGGAGGUCAACUAUGGCCUCAAACACAAAGUCCUUCAGUCGCAGCUGGAUACGCUGCUCCAGGGGCAGGAGAGUAUUAAGAGCUGCAGCAACUUCACUGCGCAGGCCCUCAACCAUGGCACGGAGACCGAGGUACUGCUGGUGAAGAAGCAGAUGAGCGAGAAGCUGAACGAGCUGGCUGACCAAGAUUUCCCCCUGCACCCGCGGGAAAAUGAUCAGCUGGAUUUCAUCGUGGAGACCGAAGGGCUCAAGAAGUCCAUCCACAACCUCGGGACGAUUUUAACCACCAACGCCGUCGCCUCCGAGACGGUGGCCACGGGCGAAGGGCUGCGGCAGACCGUCAUCGGGCAGCCCAUGUCCGUUACCAUAACAACCAAGGACAAAGACGGGGAGCUCUGCAAAACCGGCAAUGCCUACAUCACCGCGGAACUGAGCACGCCCGACGGCAGUGUGGCGGACGGAGAGAUACUCGACAACAAAAACGGCACGUACGAGUUUUUGUACACGGUCCAGAAGGAAGGGGACUUUACCCUCUCUCUCAGGCUUUACGACCAGCACAUCCGAGGCAGCCCUUUUAAGCUGAAAGUGAUCCGCUCAGCCGACGUGUCCCCCACCACCGAGGGCGUGAAGAGGCGCGUGAAGUCCCCGGGCAGCGGCCACGUGAAGCAGAAAGCUGUGAAAAGACCCGCGAGCAUGUACAGCACUGGAAAACGAAAAGAGAAUCCCAUCGAGGACGAUUUGAUCUUCCGAGUGGGUACCAAAGGAAGAAAUAAAGGAGAAUUUACAAAUCUGCAGGGGGUAGCCGCAUCUACAAGUGGAAAGAUAUUAAUUGCAGACAGUAACAACCAAUGUGUGCAGAUAUUUUCCAAUGACGGCCAGUUCAAAAGUCGUUUUGGCAUACGAGGACGCUCUCCCGGGCAGCUGCAGCGGCCCACAGGGGUAGCUGUGCAUCCCAGUGGGGACAUAAUCAUUGCAGAUUAUGAUAAUAAAUGGGUUAGCAUUUUUUCUUCAGAUGGGAAGUUUAAGACAAAAAUUGGAUCGGGAAAGUUGAUGGGGCCCAAAGGAGUUUCUGUGGACCGCAAUGGGCACAUCAUUGUGGUGGAUAACAAGGCGUGCUGCGUAUUUAUCUUCCAGCCAAAUGGGAAAAUAGUCACCAGGUUUGGUAGCCGAGGAAAUGGGGACAGGCAGUUUGCAGGUCCCCAUUUUGCAGCUGUAAAUAGCAAUAAUGAGAUCAUUGUUACAGAUUUCCAUAAUCAUUCUGUCAAGGUGUUUAAUCAGGAAGGAGAAUUCAUAUUGAAGUUUGGAUCAAAUGGAGAAGGAAAUGGGCAGUUUAAUGCUCCAACGGGUGUGGCAGUGGAUUCAAAUGGGAACAUCAUUGUAGCAGACUGGGGAAACAGCAGGAUCCAGGUUUUUGAUGGAAGUGGUUCAUUUUUGUCCUACAUUAACACAUCUGCUGACCCACUCUAUGGCCCCCAAGGCCUGGCCCUCACUUCAGACGGCCACGUCGUGGUUGCAGACUCUGGAAACCACUGUUUCAAGGUCUAUCGGUACUUACAGUAACGGUGGCCAGCUGGAGACCCCUUACAAAGGUCUUGCACUAUAAACUGGAAUGGAUUUCUCAACGCAGGACCAGGUUAUACUAGACAUUUCAUGCUAGAAGGAAUCAUUGGUGAACUUUCCAAGGUUAUUUCUGAAUGUAACAAUUUCCUUAAAAACUGCAUAUCUGAUUUCUGUAAUUCACCUUUAGGGUUUAAAAAAAGAAAUCUCUUCUACUGAAUCUAUAAAAAACUGCAAAGUUUUACACCUGUGAACUAUGGCAUAUAGGACAGGGAUUUAUGUAGUUAAACUAAUUUUGCAAAUCAAACAAGCAUUAAAAAAAAAGUAGAAUAUUUAAAGGUAUUUGUUAAUCUUGUGAAUGGUAGCUUUUGUGUAGAGCUUCCAAAAACAAACAAAAUCUGUUGUAGUUAUAUACUUUAUUUAUCCCCGGUCACAAGACCCGGGGAUCUUCUAACCUCACUUUUACAGUAGGUAUUACUCUUGUGACAUUUUUUGGUUGUCAGU